GCGAAACCGAACUGGCGAUGAUUGGCGUUCCAGUUGGCGCUUCUACGGCGAUGAAGCAAAAAUGACGAGGUAACGGGAGUAGCGGUGAUCUGUGUGGAGCGGGCGAUGGAGGGAGUGUCGUGUGUCCGCUGUGCUGUUCAGGUGUGUGUAGUUCUUGUCACUCACUCCCGAGUGGCCAUCCGCCAUGGCGGACACAGGUGGGCGGCCCGGGUGGGUGGGCUGGUGGCAAUGGAUGCACAGCAAUGACGUUGAAGCGCAUCGUGUGUUCUCUGCCGAUUGUCGCUCUUUCAGAUAACGUUGGUUUUGACGCGUUGGCCCAGGAGGCCAUCGACACUCAGACGGUGAGCCGUGGCGCAUCAGAACCGCUGCAUGUGCCAGCCCUUCUGCAUUGUGUUGUGUUGUGUUGUGUUGUGUAUGUCUCUGGUUAGGAGAGCAUUGGUGAGGCGUUGGGGAAGGUGCGAGGCCUCGUCAACCAGUUUGCGGAGUUUCAGGCGCAGGUCACACACACACAAAGAUAGCAUCACAUGGACACACACGAAGAGAGGCAGAGUGCACCUGGAUUGUUUUCUCUCUCUGUGUGUUGUCUCUGCGUGUGCAGGCGCGAGAGUUGUUGGGUUUUCUGACUUCCAAGGUGCGCAUCAGAUUACACCACACCACUCGGACGCCAGAGAGCGGGCAUGCAUGGGCUGCUGCUCUCCUGCUCUCUCUCUCCCUCCGUCCGUGUGUGGGUGUGGGUGCGUACAGGACACGGUCCGCGAUAGUCGUUUGCAUCUGAUUAAUCGCGCCAUCCACAAUUUUACCGACGCGUACCGGGCCUAUGGCAAGGGCCUCUCGCGCAUCGCAGGGGUGGCGGGGGUACGCUCCCAUCCACACACACAUACACACACUCCCAUCCCAGAGAGAGAGGAAGGAUCCAUCUCUUUCCUCUCUCUCUCUGUGUGUGUUGGUUGUGUGUGGCUGCAGUUGGAGGGCCAUGGCAAGACGUUCAAGCUGGUGAAGCGCGCUGAGCCGCCCAAGAAGAAACCGGGCUCAUCGAAGAAGAAGAGAAAAUCGGGCAAACAGGUCGGUCACGCCGCACCGACACAUGAAGCGCACCAACACCGAACACCAAUUCUUGUGUGUCGUGUGCCGUGUGCUGCCUGUGUGUGUGUGUGUGUGUGUGUGUGCAGGCUGCAUUGCGACGUUCCCAGCAGCAGCAGCAGGGCCGCCCCGACCUCUUCUCGCUGCUGCCCGACGUGAUUCGCGACAACCUGCUGCCCCUGCUGACCCCCUCGGACACCUGCUCCCUGGGCGCCAGCGCCGCAUCGGUGGGAAGCAGCCAGGUGGGUGCCGCCGUCGCAUCGGGCAUCGACAAGUGCAUCCGCACCGAGAACCUCGGCGACGUGCUGUCCUACUCCACCAUCCGGGAGUCGACCUCCGCCCGCCGGUUCUCGCAGAUGGUGCGGCUGCACUACGCGAUGGAGAAGGGGGGCUGCUGGCGGCGGAGCGGGCACAUGAUCCGCGUCGCCAAGCACCACGGGUGGGUCAGGUCGCUGCCCAUCGAGCUCACCCCCGCCAGCCUGGAGCGAGCCGGCACCAAGACUGAGAUCGACCGGCGGUCCCCGAUGUCGGCGGUGCAGCUGAUGCUCUUCACCGACCGCCUCACGCGCAACGGGGCCAAUGUGGAGCUGGACCAGAACCCGGUGUAUCAUGGCCUGGGUAAGCUCACACAUGGAUGGAUGGAUGGAUGGGUGGGUGGGCUGGGAGAGAGAGGGGAUGCAUUUGAUUGUGUGUCAUUUAAACGUUUGUGUGCAGGUGGCCAGGUGUUUGGUGGCGAGUAUCGCAUCGGCGGCAGGACGGUGCAGGACCUGACGAGCAGGGUGACGGGCUCCCUGCUGUCCAACGGCGACGCGGUGCCAGACUCGGGCGAGAAGCUCCUCGAGUGUAAGGGUAAGUGUAUGUAAGUCUGUCCACUCCACCACACACGACAAACAACACAGUGACUCACUCUCUCUUGCUCUCCUUCCUUCCUGUCUGUCUGUCUGUCUGUCUGUCAGGUUCGGGCUACUACUACCAAUCGCUGCACGACCCCAUUUUCUGCCGGUGAAUGGAAUGCUCCAUCCAUCCAUCCAUCAGGGCCGCCUCACCGCCUCAUGGCAACACGCCGUCCUCCGCAUUCAUCUCUCUCUCUCUCUCUCUCUUGUGUGUGUGUGUGUUGUGUCUUCUGCAGGGUGCAGAGUGACUGGGGACACAAGGUCGCGUCAACGGGUGAGAUCUACCCGCGGGAGACCGCCCGCUUCAAACGCGUCGAAAAACUCAGCCAGUCGGGGCCGCUGUACAGCAACGCCUGGUCGACCCGCAGCAGCUGGCACUCGGUACACCCACCCACCCACACCACACACACAACCAUGAGCCAUGCACCGCACACAAUACAUCUGCUUGUCUCUCUCUCUCUCUCUCUCUCUGUGUGUGUGUGUGUGUGUUGUGUGCAGGUGGUUCGCCAUCUGACGCUGUACGGGCACGAGAAGGACGACGAGUUCACUGUGCAUCUGCGGAUCACGGCCAUCAAGGAGGGCCACGUGGAGGUGUCGCUGUGCACCACAGAGCCCGCCCCGCACACACGGGCCAUCGCCAAGGCGUACGAGAAGAUGGGCGAGGAGGAGGUGAUGCUCAUCUUCGGCAAGGAGGGCAUAGUGGCCGGUGGAGACGACCUCAGACACAACUGAGGUGGGCGGAUGCCUAACGUAGUCAACAGGUGGGCGGAUGGGGUGGGUGGCUGAAGAAGAUAAUGGCUAUCACAUAAAGGCGAUCUGUGUGUGUGUGUCUGUGUGUGGGUGUGUGCGCAGUGGAGUAGACGUUGGAGACGGCGGUUGGCACCCCCUGUUUGCUGGCUAAUUCUUGGGUGUGAAUGAGAGUGAGAGUGCGUGUGGCGAUAGGUGAAGACGUCCCUGCCCCUGCGUGGGUGGGUCACACUGUGUGUUGCUCUGUCUGUUUAAGAAGCCAGCCCCCCCUCCCCAUCCCCCCCAGUCUGUGUGCUGCUGCUGGAUGCAUCAUCCCAUCUGUCCCAUCCGUCCAGCCAUCGAUCCAUCCAUCCAUCCAUCCAUCCAUCCAUCCGCGGAUGGGAUAUAUGCCCUUUCAUGUGUCCCCAUGUGCAUGUGCUGCAUGUGCGGACCUUUUAUCCAUUGGUUCGUCUGGUUGGUCGCCGAUGGAGGCAUCCCAUCCAUGUGUGCGUUGAUGCAUCCAAUGAAUGACACGGACUGAAUUCAGGUCCAUCCUUCCUAAGACGUUUUUGCC
Vitrella brassicaformis is the source of this 3273-nucleotide messenger RNA. Lineage: Eukaryota; Vitrellaceae. The record is from the annotation of a GenBank genome assembly.